AUCUGUGAUACUGGAGCGUAUCCUCACCAUGAGACUCCCGACGGCAGUGUGACGUGGAGCAAGAACGGUGCAACGGGCUGCUGCCUUGCUCUCUCUGUUCACCGGUUACACCUCAGCCAGUCUUCUAGCCUCCUCCCUCUCCCAUCAGCUCUCAGACACCUGCUUAUGAGUCAGAUGAGUUUCUGCUGUUCUCAGCAGCCUUCUCCUUGGGAGGAAUUCCACAUUAUGGAGCAGUUGGAGAUUAUAAAUCAGUGUCUCCAUUUAUCUCCACCACAAGAACAGAAGGCACUAAGUAAGAGUGGAAAGAAGCACAUCUGAAAAUUGGUAAUGGACAUACUUUUGUACAACAUGCUUGGACUAUGUAAGUCAGUCUUACAUGAUACCAUUAAGGGUGAGCUGAUCAGUUUAGCCAAACAGUGCGACCUGCCGGUGAGGAAGGUGGAGAGGUGGUUCCGGCACCGGAGGAACACAGACCGACCCAGCCUGAUGAAGAAGUUUUGCGAGGCCUGCUGGAGGUUUACAUUUUACUUCUUUCUUCACUGGAUUUGCUGUCCUGUACGAUGUGAGUACACCAGCAGUGCCACCUGCUGUUCUACCUAGCCAGUGCCUGCAAGAAUGGCAGAUUUUGUUGUCAAACAUGUCCUUUCAGACCUUCUUAUAGAGGUUUUCCCACCAGGUCAGUGUGUAUCCUCUGCACAGCACACUUAAUGAGACCACAAACAUAUUGGACCAUGCUUAUUUUAAAAACUCCAACUCAAAACCAAGAGGUUUCCUCUUCUUCUGGCAAAGCAGAAGACAAUUAGGACUGG
Messenger RNA from Aptenodytes forsteri (emperor penguin), 809 nucleotides. Its product is annotated as ceramide synthase 4-like. Lineage: Eukaryota; Metazoa; Chordata; Aves; Sphenisciformes; Spheniscidae. Gene Ontology annotation, molecular function: sphingosine N-acyltransferase activity; DNA binding. Bases 328 to 600 code for a protein of 90 amino acids. The transcript is spliced from 3 exons. Gene Ontology annotation, biological process: ceramide biosynthetic process. The record is from RefSeq and is a predicted model, not a curated record.